Messenger RNA from Venturia canescens, 1840 nucleotides. RefSeq names its product retinal dehydrogenase 1-like. The transcript is spliced from 11 exons. NCBI's taxonomy places the organism in Eukaryota, Metazoa, Arthropoda, Insecta, Hymenoptera, Ichneumonidae. The coding region runs from base 249 to 1718 and encodes 489 amino acids. Gene Ontology annotation, molecular function: aldehyde dehydrogenase (NAD+) activity. The record is from RefSeq and is a predicted model, not a curated record.
AGACCGGCGAGUCUUGUUUUUUUUCAAUUUAUCCCCGAGGAUUCUCACUCGACGUCAAUCAAGCAGAUUAGACGAAACGAAGCCCCCUACCAAGUUCAGUGUCGAGCCUCAGCAUCGUUCAAAUCACGUGCUCAGGAUAUAUAAAGGAGACCGAAGUGUUACGACUUUGCUGUCGGUCCAAAACGCCUGAGGAAUCAACUUGCACAUUAUCUUUUUAACGAUAAAGUCUACGCUUCGUUUCGUACGAAAUGGCCAACCCGAAUCCAACCAUCAAAUACACGCAGAUUUUUAUCAACAACGAAUUCGUAGAUUCUGUGAGUGGUGAAAAAUUCCAGACGAUAAAUCCAACAAACGAGGCUGUUAUAAUUGAAAUAUCAGAGGGAGAUAAGGCUGACAUCGACAAAGCAGUGGCUGCAGCGAAAAAAGCUUUCGCGAGAGGAUCGGUAUGGCGUGAGAUGGAUGCUUCGGCCAGAGGAGUUUUGAUAAGCAAGUUGGCCGAUCUUAUCGAACGCGAUCAAGAGUACAUUGCCAACAUCGAGACCCUCGACAAUGGAAAGACGUUCGCAAGUUCCCUCGGCGACAUAGAAGCGAGUGUAGGAACUUUGCGAUACUAUGCUGGCUGGUGCGAUAAAAUACAUGGAAAUACUAUUCCGACUGACGGAGGAAAUUUCUCCAUGACGAUCAAAGAACCUGUUGGUGUCGUCGGGCAAAUUAUACCAUGGAAUUAUCCCCUGAUGAUGUUGGCAUGGAAAUGGGGCCCAGCACUCGCGGCCGGAUGUACGAUUGUGCUCAAACCAGCUGAGCAAACUCCCCUCAGUGCACUUUACGUUGCUUCUCUCGUUAAAGAAGCCGGAUUCCCACCAGGCGUCAUUAACGUCGUACCCGGAUAUGGACCCACGGCUGGUGCUGCACUUGCCGAACAUCCUGACGUCCGCAAAAUCGCUUUUACCGGCUCAACUGAGGUUGGACACAAAAUAAUGGCAGCUUCAGCGAAAAGUAACUUGAAGCGGGUUACUCUGGAACUCGGUGGGAAGAGUCCGAUUGUAAUUUUCGAGGAUGCUGACAUAAGCGAGGCCGCAAGCGUCGCUCACGAAGCUCUUUUCGGAAACCACGGACAGAGUUGUUGCGCCGGAUCCCGAACGUUCGUGAGUUCCAAAAUCUACGACGCGUUCGUCAAAGAAGCAACGAAACUGGCGGUUGCGAAGAAAGUUGGCGAUCCGUUCGACGCGGAAACGGACCAAGGGCCACAAAUCGAUCAAGAAAUGUUCGACAAGGUUAUGGGUCUCAUCGAGUCUGGUAAGGCCGAGGGCGCCACAGUCGAAACAGGCGGCGCUCGUGAUGGCUCCGUCGGAUUUUUCAUAAAGCCCACCGUAUUUUCGAAUGUGACCGAUGACAUGAGGAUCACGAAAGAGGAAAUAUUCGGUCCGGUUCAAUCGAUCCUGAAGUUCGACACGAUGGAGGAAAUCAUUGAAAGAGCGAACAAUACUUUCUACGGUCUGGCUGCUGCGGUCAUCACCAACGACAUCAACAAAGCAUUGACCUUCGCUCGAUCCGUUGACGCCGGAAGUGUUUGGGUCAACUGUUACGAUGCCAUCACUCCUCAAACUCCGUUCGGAGGAUACAAAAAAUCUGGAAUCGGCCGUGAAUUGGGGGAGGACGGCUUGGAAGGUUAUCUCGAGACGAAGACCGUUUCCAUCAAAUUACCAAAGAUCAUUUAAGCUCCCGAAGUUUAUGGUUGAACAACACCGAGCAAAAAACUCUCUUUACGAACGCUUUAUUAAACGAAUAAUCCCAUUUAAGGAAGAAUGUAUUUUUACGAAUAAAAUGACUUUUGCAUUGA